AUGCAAUAUUUUAUUUUGGCUCUUAUUGUGUUUGGUUGUGCGUGUAACCAUUCUAUGGUGACAGGAGGUCCAAUGGUGAAUGCCAGGGAAACAGAAACUUCACCGGAAACAUCACAGGUCUAUCCAACUGCACUACUUGCACGAAAUUCACCCGAUGCAAAACCUGUACGUGUUAUUCAUUCACCAAUUUUAUCAGCACGUAAACAUGGCGAUGAAUCGAACACACCCGAAACUGGUCUCUUACGAAAACCAGUUGAAAUCAAUGAUGAGCAUUUGAAACAUUCAUCAGUUAUGCCAGUAGUAAUACCGAUUCGCAAACCUAAUAAUUCAUCGACGCAUAAAAAAGGAAUGUCCCAUAACAAAUCAAGCGGAGAAAACACUAUCGUAAACUGUGCACAUGUUGAAUGCCCAGCCAUUCUUUGUCAAAACAGUUUACCAGCAGUACCUAGUCAAGGAAUUUGUUGUCCACGAUGUCCUACGAAUACAAAAUGCAAUAAGACUGCAUGUCCCAAAUAUAAAUGUGCUACUUAUCUUGUUCCAGCUAAUAUAACAGCUGGUGAAUGUUGCGAUCAUUGUGCACCACUCAGCGCUACAACUACUACUGUUGCAACAAAGAAACACGCAAUGCCUCAUCGACCAUCUUCAAAAUCCUUAUCUGAAGGAAAAGGUGCCAGCAAAACAAAACAUGAUGAAACACAUAACCGUGAUAUGGGUGAAUUUCAUCGAGAAGCAGAUCGACCAUCUUCAAAAUCCUUAUCUGAAGGAAAAGGUGCCAACAAAACAAAACAUGAUGAAACACAUAAGCGUGAUAUGGAAGAAUUUCAUCGAGAAGCAGAUCGACCAUCUUCAAAAUCUUUAUCCGAAGGAAAAGGUCCCAAGAAAACAAAACAUGAUGAAACACAUAGACGUGAUAUGGAUGAAUUUCAUCGAAAAGCAGAUCGACCAUCUUCAAAAUCCUUAUCCGAAGGAAAAGGUGCCAACAAAACAAAACAUGAUGAAACACAUGAACGUGAUAUGGGUGAAUUUCAUCGAGAGGCAGAUCGACAUUAUGUAAAAUUGGUUCGUUUAUUAACUAAAAUGUUGGGUCGUCUUGGUUAUCUUAAUCCACGCCAUCAUCAUAAGCAUCAUACUGAAUCAGAUGAUCAAUAA
This is a messenger RNA of Adineta steineri, 1149 nucleotides long. The record is from the annotation of a GenBank genome assembly. NCBI's taxonomy places the organism in Eukaryota, Metazoa, Rotifera, Eurotatoria, Adinetida, Adinetidae.